AACUACCGUUUUAAAAACAAUAGCAUUAAAUCCCAUAUUAUUUAAAGAAUUAAUUAAAAAAUGAUUUACUCAUAAACAGAAACCAUUUAAGUAUUUUAGAAUAAUUUGACUAAAAUACUACCGAGCAGAAAUUAUUGUUGAAAAAUAUAAAUGUUUAACAAAACAAUAAAAUAAAGUAUUUGGAUGUGCGAAAUCAUCCGUAUAUUCGAAUGAGUAAAAAUUUUGGAAUUCGAGGGAUAAAACAUUUUGUUUGAUGUAAAACACUUUCAAAUACUAAAAAAUUAAAAAUGCAUUGCUCAAGGUUUUAUUUAAAAAAUAUAGCAUAUAUGUUUUUGCUAUUGCUAAUAAUCGGAAUCUUUACUUUUGUUGUUCAAUUUAACAAAGAAUUAAAAGAAAGACUUAAUUAUGACGACAUAGCAUCAAUUAAUAUUUCUGAAUUUAUGAGUCAACAAUUUCUUAAAAAAGAAACUGAAAAACCUUUCACGCUAUCUUCAGACAACUAUGAGCUUUUAUUAAAAGAAAGCGCAGCAAGAGAAGCUCAAGCUCUUUCUCAUAUUAAUUUUGAUACAGUUGAAAAAGAUGGAAAAGCUUUGCACACUGUAGUUAUUUUAAUAUCAUCUUUUGUUGAUCAUAAAUAUCGAAGAGAUAAAAUACGAGAGUCAUGGGGAAAUCCCAAAAUGUGGGUUACAAAAGACAAGUUUAUGAUCGUUUUUGUAACGGGAAAAGUUAAGCAUGCAAAAUCAAUGAUAGAAUUAGCGGAAGAAGCUAAAGUAUCAAAAGAUAUUAUGUCUCUAGAUAUUCCUGAAGAUUUUUAUUUGUUAGCUAAAAAAGUUAUAAUUGGCUUUGUAUGGGCAAAAAAUAACUUGAAAUUUAAAGCUAUCUUGAAAGGUGACGACGACACUUUUAUUAACAUUGAUAAUGCAGUUAAUUUUAUAAAUCAGAAUAAAGAAACUUAUGGGUAUUUUGGACAAAGUAUGGCUGGGCAACCAGUAGAAAGGUAUGGUCGGUACAAGUUGACAAAAGAAGAACACGAGAAAGACCACUAUGAUCCUUACUGCUCAGGAGGAGGAUUUAUUUUUACAAAUGCUAGUAUUUACAAAAUUCUUCCAUUGUUUGAUUUAGAAAAAAUAUUGCGAAUUGACGAUGCACAUAUUGGUGAGGUAGCAUUUAAAGCAGGUGUUGUUGCCAAAAUGACAGAUGGGUUUUACAUGUGGAAUAGAUGGUGCGAGUAUCGUAAAGACGUCAUUGUAUCACAUCCGGCUAAAGAACCAGAAUGUACAGACUUUUUAUUAAAGAGAUCAAUGAUUGACAAUGGAAAACUCCCUCGAGAUCCUAUAAUUGAGAAAGAAAAAUACUAUAAAGAUGCUUCUUUGUUAUCUUGAAAGAAUGAUAAUUUAUAAACUUAUCUUUUCAGCAUUUAUUUAACUGUAGGAAUAUUUAAAUAAUACAAUUUCAUCACAAUAAUUUAAACAA
Hydra vulgaris (swiftwater hydra) is the source of this 1473-nucleotide messenger RNA. Its product is annotated as beta-1,3-galactosyltransferase 1. NCBI's taxonomy places the organism in Eukaryota, Metazoa, Cnidaria, Hydrozoa, Anthoathecata, Hydridae. Gene Ontology annotation, cellular component: Golgi membrane. The record is from RefSeq and is a predicted model, not a curated record. Gene Ontology annotation, molecular function: hexosyltransferase activity.